This is a messenger RNA of Carica papaya (papaya), 2060 nucleotides long. It is a transcript of the gene CHLM, whose product is annotated as magnesium-protoporphyrin IX methyltransferase. The record is from RefSeq and is a predicted model, not a curated record. Gene Ontology annotation, biological process: chlorophyll biosynthetic process. Lineage: Eukaryota; Viridiplantae; Streptophyta; Magnoliopsida; Brassicales; Caricaceae. Gene Ontology annotation, molecular function: magnesium protoporphyrin IX methyltransferase activity.
UAUCCCUUUAUCGCCAACAGCCUCCUUCCAAAGAGACACGUAACUACCUCUCCUCAUCGACCGGAGAGCACAAAAAUGGCAUACUCUCCGUCUCUGUCCUCUUCCUCCAUUUCUUUCCGCUCAACUAACUGUAGAUUCCUUCCAUUUCCUUCCAACUUUUCUAUCAAACCAAAGCAUGCCUCCCCGAACAAAGCCAGAACCACCCUCGUCGUCUCCGCCUCCGCCACCGACCUCUCGGCCGUCGACGGUACUACCAUAGCUGUCAUAGGCGGUGGAUCCGUUGCGGCCCUCGCUGCCGUGAUAUCGCUCGCCGACCCGGAGCGAAGACGGCGACUCCAGGCAGAGGAAGUAGGCGGCGGGGACAAGGAAGUGGUGAAGGAUUACUUCAACAACUCGGGCUUCCAAAGGUGGAAGAAGAUAUACGGUGAGACCGAUGACGUUAACAAGGUGCAGCUCGACAUCCGGCUCGGCCAUUCGAAGACUGUCGAGAACGUAAUGAAGAUGCUGAAGGGCGAAGGCUCGUUGCAAGGCGUCACCGUUUGUGACGCCGGGUGUGGGACGGGGUGCCUCGCGAUUCCUUUGGCAAAAGAAGGCGCAAUCGUAUCGGCCAGCGAUAUUUCCGCAGCCAUGGUUGGUGAAGCUGAGAAACAGGCAAGAGACCAGCUGUUUUCAGGGAAUAUUGAACCUGUGCCUGUGAUGCCAAAAUUCGAGGUUAAAGAUUUAGAAAGUCUUGAAGGGAAGUACAAUACAGUGGUGUGCUUAGAUGUUUUGAUACAUUACCCUCAGAACAAAGCAGAUGGAAUGAUUGCCCACCUUGCUUCAUUAGCAGAAAACAGAUUAAUCCUGAGCUUUGCACCAAAGACAUUUUACUAUGAUCUGCUAAAGAGAGUAGGAGAAUUGUUCCCUGGUCCUUCCAAGGCAACAAGGGCAUAUCUUCACGCAGAGGCAGACGUGGAGAGGGCAUUGCAGAAGGUUGGUUGGAAGAUAAGAAAGAGAGGACUAAUCACUACACAGUUCUACUUUUCCAGGCUUGUUGAGGCCGUUCCUGCCUAGAGCUAACAGAGUCAUCAGAGUGUGCAAGAAGAAAAGAGUUUAUUUCUGGAGCUUUCUGAUCUUACGUUUUAUUUGGUAAGCACAUACCAAAUAUUGAGCAUUGUUUUCAUGUUCUUCUAGAGGUAAAGCUGGAUGUAGCCAGCAGCUUCCUGAACCUGACUGUGACCCUCCAUGGUAGAGAGUUUAGGAGACAUCAACUAAUGUCAAGGGUCUGGAUUUGAUUUACUUUCGAUCAUGCUCAAGUUGAUGGAAUUUUUUUAUCUUAAAGGGGAAAUUCUGUAAUUUCACAAGCUGAGAGGUUAUUUCUUCAGGUCAUUAAUAAUUUGGUUAUUUUUAGAUAAUAAUAAAUAGAAACAUAGCUAGUAAGGAGUCCUUACGAAACUAAGAAAUAUAGGCCUGCCUGUCAUUCUUCCCAAAAUAAAUGGAGUUUUUGCUAGUGGAUUAGAAACUAUAAAACAAGGAAGAAAGGAUUAGUUUAGCAAAUUAACAGCCUUUAUUAAGAAUCAGCCAAAUAAACCAUAAUGAUAGAAAGGUUUAAUAAUGAUAGAAAAUAGGAGAAAGACUUAAAAACUUAAUUGUGGAUGUUAGAUUGGUUGUUUCCCAAUAUUGGAUUACGGAAAUGGAAAGAAGAAAAAUAUGAAUCAAUCAUAUUUAUGAAUUUUGUGACUAAUAUGUACUCAGAAAGCACUUAUAUCCCCAUGUAAAACCCCUAAAAUAACUUUCUACAUUUGGAGAAAGCUCUUAUUAUAGAAUCCUCUCCGCGUCUUGGUUCUUGGUUCUUGGUGAUCAUGGUGGCUAUAUUUCUCUCUAUUGCAUCAGUGAGAUUGCUAAGAGCAGCGAGCAAGUUAUCACGCUGCUCUUUGUUCUUUUGGAUCCUAUCCGCCUGUAAAAGCUUUUAUUGAGAGGUUCAAGCCGCAUUGUUCUCAUGUCGCCACCACUUUCCACAAUCUCAUCUGAUUUGCUUUUUCCGGCCGAAUUCUCUUACAUCCGUCAGAUUAUCACUUUGA